This is a messenger RNA of Tetrahymena thermophila SB210, 1065 nucleotides long. Its product is annotated as RNA recognition motif protein. The record is from RefSeq and is a predicted model, not a curated record. The transcript has 6 exons. Gene Ontology annotation, molecular function: RNA binding. Lineage: Eukaryota; Ciliophora; Oligohymenophorea; Hymenostomatida; Tetrahymenidae.
AUGACUAGCAAAUAACCUAUAGAAAAUGAUUAUUUAUCUUUAAAAGUAUACAAAUGCACUAAAAAUUUAGAGGAAGAACACAUGAAAGAAAUUUUUAGUUAAUUUGGAACAGUAGUUGCAGUAAAGAGAGUUAUUAAGCCAGAAACUGGAAUGAAAGAUUAAAUUAUGUAUGUGUAAUUUGACAGAUGGUAAGGAAUGGAACAAGCGUACUGUCACUUAAACCACUCAUAUAUAGAUGGAUAGAAAAUAACUAUUGAAUUUGUAUCAGAAGAUUAUGAUAAGAUUAACCAAUUAGAUAAAGAGUAACACAAGAAUUACUAAUAAUAAAAGUAACAGAACUAUAACUAAUAAUACGAUAAUCAAAAUGAUCGCUACAAAUAGGAUAACUAUAACGAUAGAGGCUACAAUAACUAUGAUUAUGAUGAAAAGAGAGAUAGUAAAGACUAUUCUUCUAAGAGAAACGACAAAGACAACUACUACUAUUAAUCUCAUCCUGAUAGAAGAUCUGAUGAUAAUAGAAGUUAUGAUAAAAAUGAUAAGUAUUAUGAUUAAAAGAAUAAUAGAGAUAAUUCUUAAGGUUAUAGAUAAAACUCCAAUUAUGAUAAUAAUAGAUAUGAUACUAAUAGAAAUAGAGCAAAUUCACCCUAUAACUAAAGAUAUUAAAGAGAUUAUAACAACAACAACAAUGGCAAUUAUAACCAAAUGAAUAAUUACAAUGAUGAUGGAAGAAAUAAUAAUCGUAGCAAUAACGAAGAUAGAGAUAGAAGAUAUUCAAAUAAUGCAUACAACAAUAACUAUGAUAAUGGAAGCUCAAACAAUAAAUAAAAUUAUGAUCGUUAAAAUUACUCUAAGAAUAACAAUGGCUAUAAUAAAGGCAGAAACUAUGAUAACUAUUCCAAUCAUUAUAACAACAACAAAAAUGAAUCAAGAAGCAGAAGUAGAGAUAAUCAAUAUAAAAACUACAAUUAGAAGAAAUACUAAAAAGAUAAUAAGUCUCAUAAUCAUAAUAAGUCUCGUUCUAUUUCUAGUAGCAAAUCGUACGCCUAAUCUCCAUAUAAUAAAUGA